AAAUGGCCCGAUAUGUCUCCACAAUGACAGACUGUUUCAUGAUGAUAACAUGCAGAUUAGAUUAUUAUUAAAAAGUUAUGAGCGAAUGUUUGCCUAAACAUUUCUGCCUGCCUCACCAGCUUUAAUCGUAAUGUAACACAACUAAGUGAUGGAAGAGUUUGAUACGUCCAGGCUGUCUCCGUCCUGACCUCUUGUACUUUAUUCUCUGUGUUUGUACAAGCAGGACGCCGAGUAAAUCAGUAACUUAAUAAUACACAAAAACAACAGUGUUGUUAUGAAACCCGCCUCUGCAGCUUCCCGUCAGAUCUCCUCUGAACCUGAAACAGGAGGUGAAUAAACAAACAAACAAUCCUUUUAUGUCAAUAAAACCCAGAAGCUUGUAACUGUAUAAAGGCGGAGCGGCUCCCGGAGCUCAGUCGUUAUAUCCUGAAUCAUCAUGAACCUGCAGCUCGGCGGUCUUCUCCUGGUGGCGGCGCUGUUUACCAGCAGCUCGACUCUGACGCCUGGAUGCAGAUUCUUGCUUCCUCCUUUUUCCCUGACCGACCCCUCCACGAUGUACGGCAGGUGGAACUUACUCGCCGGUUUCAGCGAUUGUGAAAUAUUGAACGCCACGUCGAGUAAAAACCUGAGCUCGUGGCUGAACAUCGCGCAGUCACCCAACCCCAACGAGUUUGUGCUGACUCAGCAUGACCGGAUAAAUGGAACCUGCGUGGUUACAUCUAUGACUGUUACCGUCGACGGCGACACGGCCACGAUGUCAUUCGGCAACGUCUCCUCACAGUUCCAGCUGCGUCCGGCCUGUGAUGACUGCCUGUUCAUGAAAAUGAACAGCACGGUCAGGAACCUCAACAAGAUGCUUCAAGGGACCAACUUCGACGGCAAGAUAACAGGGGACGAGACUUCUUUUCGUCAUUUUUAUCUGAUUGCCAGAGAGUCGAGGAUGCAGGACUGGGAGCUGGGGCGCUUCAAGCUGCCGAACUCGGAACUGGAGGGAUCCGAGUACUCAGAACUGGAGAUCUUCAAGCAGCAGGCGAGCUGCUUCGGGUUCUCCAGAGAACCAGCAUUUCAGCACGACCCCAAGAACGAGUUCUGUGCUGAAGGCGAGGGCGUCAAGAUAACAAUCUGAAGUUAACAAUAACAACUUUCCUGAAUCUUUCAAACAGAAACUGAGAAAGUAAAGAGACAAAAAGUGA
Molecule: messenger RNA, 1193 nt
Organism: Centropristis striata (black sea bass)
Lineage: Eukaryota; Metazoa; Chordata; Actinopteri; Perciformes; Serranidae
Exons: 6
Coding region: 437-1126 (229 amino acids)
Source: RefSeq, a predicted model, not a curated record